CUCGGAUCUCUACGCCACGUCAAACUCAAGACGUUGAACAGAGGGAGUGAUUUUCUUUCACCAAGCGCCCGGUAUAAGAAGUGGAAGUCACAGGUCUUUUGCAUACGAUCUUUAAAAACGGAGGUCUCGUGUCACAGUAGGCGUUGGUAGGAUAAAGAACCCUCAGAGCUACGGUCUCGAGAACCAUGUAGAGAUCAAAAUGUGUGUCUCUUCACCUACACCUCGUGACAUCCGCCGCGGUGGUCUAGAGGUUAGAGCGUUCGCCGCGGUGGUCUAGAGGUUAGAGCGUUCGCCGCGGUGGUCUAGAGGUUAGAGCGUUCGCCGCGCAUGCAAAAGGCCGGGGUUCGAAUCCAGGCCGCGAGAAACCUAAGUCGUUAAAAGAGGUAGUGACAGUUCCAUCGCCAAACGCUCGACAUCAGGUGUGAAUCUCAUGGGUCCUCGGAGAUGACCUUAAAAACGGAUGUCCCGUGUCACAGUAUAGGAGUUGGACACAAAGUACCGUCUACUCUUGAUCAGAACCCCCUGGAAACCAACCAAUACGGAGCCACGAAAACGAACCACAAAUGGAGCUAUGGAGGACCCACAGGUCCUGACAAUUGGCCAAAAUAUUUUCCGCAGUGUGGUGGCAAACGACAGUCUCCUAUCAACAUAAUGACGACAGAUCUUCAUCAUGUCACGUGGCUCCCCACAUUCGAGUUUAUAAAUUACGACAAGCUGAGUGGAGAAGGAAUGCAGCCAGCUUUUCUACAUCUGAGAAACAAUGGACACACAGCUAGCAUGGGCAUUGACGACGAGAUAUACCUUCGUGGAUCUAACUUGGGCGAACUGUAUCGCGCUGUGGAAAUUCAUUUUCACUGGGGUCCGGACAACCAUGUCGGCUCAGAACACGUACUGGAUGACCUUCACCAUCCUCUGGAGGUCCACAUUGUUCAUUACAAUAUGAAGUAUAAAACGUUGUCAGAAGCAAAGCCACACCCAGAUGGACUAGCAGUGAUAGGAGUAUUCGCAGAUAUUUCUGAAGAAAAGAAUCAUGCCUUUGAGUUAGUAGCCACAGCUCUUGAUCAAGUCACAGAAUAUAAUCAAAAAACAAUAGUAUCCGGGUUAAGACCCAUUGAUAUGCUGCCUAACGACACCUCAAAAUACUACCACUACGCCGGAAGUUUGACCACGCCCCCGUGUUAUGAGUCUGUUUCGUGGUACGUUAUGCAUGAAGGAAUAACCGUCACUCAAGACCAGAUAAACAGACUCCGACAUUUAAGAGAGCAUGUGGAGGAAAAGCAUGAACCACAUGGACCACUUGAAUCACGACCUACACAAUCCGCAAAAGAAAAGCCGAAAGUCAAUAUCACCCAUAACGACACUGUAAAAACACUAGCAGAUACCGAACAUCAUCCUAACAACAUUGGCUACAUCAAGUACAAUUACAGACCAUGUCAGCCAUUGUUUGGUCGAAAAGUGUACUGUAGCCAUCCGUCCUUAAUCAAACAUAAAUCACAUCUACCCGAAUUUUCAGUGGGCGAUAUUGCUGUCAGUCAUCAUGUUUCCAAUCUUGGAGAUCACGACCUUUCUAAAGCAUCGCUUGAAAACACCGAGUUCCAUCACUCGAUAGGGUCUAGUCUAGCCAGCCAUAGCCAUGAUAGUCAUCUACCUGAAUCUGCCUUGACCAUCCACUCACAAGAUGGCAAAUUGUCAACGGAGAAGGUGGGAGUUAAUUUUGGAGGUCACCAUUCAAAAAGUGGUCUUAUGGACUACCAGAGAAUCAAAGACGCCUUGCGAGGACACACUGGCGAAUUUGCGGACAAAACAAUUCAGAGCGAUCUGAAUGGUAUUUUCUCAAAAACACAUAUUCCUGACUUUAAUCAAAAAUUAGAACCAGCAGAUAUUUACAAAAUAUUUGGCAAUAUAUUUUUAAGACAAGCCCAUAUUCUAAAAGCCCAAAAGACGGCAACCGACAGAAGUAAAAUAGACACGUCACUCUUUGCAAAACCAGAAAUAAAAGAGUAUUCAAAUCCAACACAUACAAUGAAGAAGAUUGAAACUGUCAAAGAACGAAAAGCGACAAUUCACAAGUCACAUCUAAAGGAAGAACAUUCAACACAAGGGAUUCGAAAACCAACGAAGCUGAUGGCAAAUAUGGUCCAGAAUUCACCGUCUAAAAAUUAUAAGCCACUGCGUAGACAGACGAGUUCCAGUCUUACGUUCAACCUUGCUGCCGACCAUCGCAACACGUAUAGUGCGCGGAAAAGCAAUAAAAUGGCAAAUACCGGAUUCCAUUUUUCCAUGCGUAAACCUGUGUACCAACAAAAAAUAAACAAUAAUAAAUUAUCCAACAAAUUUAGGAAAUCCCAAAUUCAUAAACAAAAUGACAGGACACACACUAGUAGACAAAAGAACAGGGAAGCGCCAAAACAAUUUAACUCAGCACUACACAAUGAUCCAGAAAGUAUAGCAAAGAAAAUUCAUAAGAAUUCUAACAGACCGAAGACAGAGUUGGAAAACAAGUACACUGAUUUCAUUUCUGAGAGCAGGUUAGGUAGUAACACAGCAAUCAACACAAAAGAAGCAGUUACACCUAGCGUAGAGGGGAGCGUUGGAUUUGGUGCUAACAAAAAACCCGAGGUGACUUUGACCACUCUGGGUCUGGAAGAAUCGGCUCUGUUUCAAGAACCAGGUAGUGCUGGUUUCUCAAAUCGAAAAAGCGACACCAUGACUGACACAGACCAGAGGACUACACAGCGUGUUCUCGGUAAACUGAAUGAGGUUACACAUUCACAAUCAACACCUGAGGUAAUGGAGGCUACUUACCCCACCUCCACGGCAAAACCAAGUAUAACCCAUGAACCUGUCCGGACCACGCUCGGAAAUGUGAAACUUCGUUUUCCUAUUCACAGAAAGAGAAACGCAACAACCAUACCUAUCAGGGAUAUUUUGAAUAGUUAUAACGAAAUACUUUCCAUAUCGCCAGAUCCCGUACAGCUGAAAGGCUCCAAGCCCUAUCUACCAUUAUGAAAGCCAUAAUUUUGAUUCCUGUCCUCAGGGAAUAGUUAACAAUAUGGUGUUUGUUUCCUGGAAGUUGAUGAGCGACAGCCAUGGAGAAAAGAAUCAGACAUCAACAGUAACACUUAAUGGAGUGUUCGCACGUCAACAAGUCCCAAAAGUCAGAUUAGCAUGCCAAAGACGACAAAGAUAUUGUCUGAGAUUUUUCUUGGCCUUCGUGACUAUAUUUUAUUGUAUAUGGGUAGAGUGGAAUGGAUUGCCAAAGUCAAUGAUUAACAUUGUAUUUAAGUUAUUAUGAUUUUUUCCUCCCAAACAAAUUAAACCAGUGCAUAUGAUAUGUGAAUGUUAACAACUCGCACUCCCAUUUACAAUUGCAAUUUUGCAUGAUCAAAUUGUAAAUUAGCGUUUUGGGGGUACGCUAUAUUAAAUGUAAUUCCAAAUUGAUCUAUCAAAGCUGGUUCUAAUUAAAAAAUAUAUUUGAUGACACAAUUAAACUGAGCAUAAAGAUGUUUGUUUUGGUUCACGAUAUUAAAACUAGUUAAAUCUUGAAA
Messenger RNA from Ostrea edulis (European flat oyster), 3548 nucleotides. RefSeq lists its product as uncharacterized. Gene Ontology annotation, molecular function: carbonate dehydratase activity; zinc ion binding. The transcript has 8 exons. NCBI's taxonomy places the organism in Eukaryota, Metazoa, Mollusca, Bivalvia, Ostreida, Ostreidae. The record is from RefSeq and is a predicted model, not a curated record. The coding region runs from base 445 to 3009 and encodes 854 amino acids.